AUGAAGUUUACCACCGUAUUCACUCUCGCGCUGGCGUUUGUUACCCGCAGCGAAGCUGCAGCGACCCCCACUCCAGCCCCGGGCGAACAGGACGGAUGUCUUUUCUCGGUAAACGAAAAGUUUCUCGAGUUUUUCAACGGGAAAAGCAUAGGAGGUGGAUGCGUCGGGAAAGGCCAGACGAAAGCAAUCACUCUCCCUGUCAAUUUCCCCAUUACGGUCGGCGCGGACGUCGACUGCAACGUCUUCAUGAUAAAACCCAAGGAGGCGCCGGACUCCCUUGAGCUGAACUCGGUUGGAAGAUGUCGCGUCUAA
Messenger RNA from Pyricularia pennisetigena, 312 nucleotides. RefSeq lists its product as uncharacterized. The transcript has a single exon. NCBI's taxonomy places the organism in Eukaryota, Fungi, Ascomycota, Sordariomycetes, Magnaporthales, Pyriculariaceae. The record is from RefSeq and is a predicted model, not a curated record. Bases 1 to 312 code for a protein of 103 amino acids.